Messenger RNA from Pocillopora meandrina, 17444 nucleotides. The record is from the annotation of a GenBank genome assembly. Lineage: Eukaryota; Metazoa; Cnidaria; Anthozoa; Scleractinia; Pocilloporidae.
AUGGAAACUCUGACUGUAUCGCUCAAUAAAAAGAAAGGUACGACUCAAAGAAAAAACAGGUGGUUUUAAUUGGAAUAGUUUUGAUUAAUAAAUUGUCAACCAAGUUUUUGCAAAAGGUUCCCUUAGUCUUAUACAGUCAAUGUUCAUGGAAUCGGUGGUUCUUUCAUUUAAAUUUUGCUAUUCAUUGCUCAAACCCACAAAAGGGACGUUUUUAAAACCGUCGAUCAAUCCCGGAAUUGUUCGUUUAGUCAUCGGUGCCCAUAUAGUACCCAUCGUCACUUGUGGUCACGAAGUCUUAUUGAAGUUUUUGUAUUCAUGAAAUAAUUUUCAAUGCUCUCUUUCUUGUUUUAAACAUUAGCCUUUCGACCCCUCACAAUAUUUUCCUCCAAAACCACCUUUUUCCUUCCUUAUCUGAUGUAGUUACUAUCUCUUAGCCAAAGAAAAUUUCGAUCAUAGUUUGUUUAAAAAAAGAUGUAUUACAAAAAUACAUUUUUUAACGUUUCUCUUUGGAACUGUUUUGUUCACAGGGGGGUAUGGAUUCAAUAUCAAAGGGGGCCGAGACAAGCCCUUCAGAGAAGGGGACUCUUCUAUUUAUAUUACAAGGCUCAGACCGGGGGCUACCGCGGAGAAAGAUGGCCGUUUGGCUCCUGGAGACAAAAUACUGGAGGUUUGUAACACAUGAGAACAUGUAACACAUGAGUUUUGUAAAAUGGAAAUUUUUAUUUUCCUCUCCGUAACAACUUUACGACUGAAGCGCUAAAAAAGGCGAUUUAAAAAGAUCUUCUAUUAACCAACAAAGUUGUUGACACUUGCAACUGUUCCUGCAUAGUUGCCUCUUUUGAUACUUUAAGUAACAUCAAAUUUCUUCUUUUUUUUUUCAAUAAUUUUGGGUAGAUCAAUGGUAACGAUGUUAGUGAUGUCACGCAUUCUGAAGCCUUGGACUUGGUGAGGAAAACAAAAGGAGGGAAGCUGACCUUAUUGGUACAGAAACGAGCUAUAAAGGUAAUCAGCGCUUUGAGGAUUGGUAAACGAAUAUGACAAGACAAAUUCGGUAGCUAUAACAUUUAAAAAGAGAUGAAAACCAGUUGACCCUUCUCUCUUAGGUGAACUUAGAUUAAAAUUUGCCGUCUUAACGGAACCGCAUUUUUCUCGUCAUCUUCUUCCAAUUGACUCGAUUACAUGAUUCUGAUCUAAUCUAUAGUUUCACUAGGAAACCAAACCGGAACGAAUAUCAUUAAGGAACUUUGGAUAGUUUACUUUUUCAUGUUUAGCGUCUCAAAUUUGGUUCUAUUCCUAUAAUAAUUUCAGCUCGAAUUCAAUUUUUCGUCUCAAAAAAUGUCAUUAAAAGGUUUUCACUAAUUGACUGAAUUUUGCUAAGUCAAAAAACUUCAUGUUUGCAGUUCACUGAAGGUGAGGAUGGAGAUGACGGACUCGGUGUCAUGAGCAUACAACUGCAUAGAGAAAAGAAAGGUACUGUAUUGCACCUUUAAAGUAUUAUAAAAAAAAUAGUAGUCCAUGUACACUUGCUACAAAUGCAGUGUCCUUUUUUCGCUUGUUUAUUAACAUCGUUUCCUUGAUAGGGAGAGGCUUGGGUUUUAACAUCCGAGGAGGUAGAGAUAGCCCGUACGUUCCUGAGGAUCCAAGUAUCUACGUAACCCGAAUCAAUUCAGAAGGCGCGGCCGCCAGUGACGGGAGACUUAGCGUUGGUGACAAACUUCUCGAGGUAGGAAUAUUUUUGUGACUCAUAACCAAAUAAUUUUAGAACCCUUCUGACGGCUUUUAUGAGACGAAAACUGUGGUGAAGUAUUGAUCAGGUGACCACUCUGCUUAAAACAUCAAUUAAUGGAGUGUGGUAUUGUGCGAGAAGUUUAUGGAUACCAUUUCCGAGACAAUUUUCUACUAAUUUCUCCAUAAUUUUUUGGCUGUCACUGAAAAGGUGAUAUAUUUUUUUCCCCCAUAAUAGAGAUUUCUGCAUUUAACUGGCAUGAAAAAGGUUUAUAUAACAGAAAAAUCACCUUAUGUUAUUUUUAACCCAACAGAUCAAUAAUGUUAACGUAGAGGACACCACAAUAGACCGCGCUAUCGAUCUCAUUCAGUCCAAGAAAAGACUUCUCCUACUGGUAGAGAAAAAGGCACUCCAGCGAGUGGUGGUAUGUCAUCCAAGUUUCUGAUUUCCACCGCUUUUCAACCCAAAACUGAAGCAAAUUUAACAUCCUUUUUUUGCAUCCCGCUUCGUUCCCUCUUUCUUCAUCCAAACAUCCUUGUUUAUCACUGUAGAUUUGCUUUUUGUGCACGAACUACACUAAACCUAUCUUUCCCUUGUCAGGCUGAAGAGAAAAAGACAUCUUUCUGCCUGCUUUUUUCCCUCAUUCCCCAUAGUAUUAGAUAUUUUUCUGUGGUAGUCGAUUAACAAGAUCCAAGCUUAGUCACCUCUAAUAACUUAAGUUAUUAGAGGUGACCAGUUAGAUAAUCUGACAAAUGUUCGAUUGUAAUCCGGUUAUUUUAAGCUGGCUGAAUCCAUACAAACCUGCCAAAAUUUAUGCAGAUACAAUGCGCAAAAAAAAGAUUAGUAAGAAAACUUAACUGGCUUGAAUUAGUAAUGCAGCCAAUAAACCUCAACGGGUUUUCUUUUUUUUUGACAACAAACUUUUUAAACAUUAAGUUGAUGCAGAGAUGCCAACAUAAUACGAGCAAAACGGUACCACGGGUUUGUUGAAAUUGAAUUCCUUACCGGUGCAUUUGACGAGUUUUGAUUCGGAAAUGCAAUGAGGCCAAGAGCCUUUUGAUCGAUUACCUGGUUUUCAUACGAAAAUAAUGUAAGUUGAUGAUAUGUAUAAAACACGCUCGUGCAACAAUGAAUUCCUGUUUGCACAACCCAAGACAACAAUGUAAACAACGGAAUCUUCUAAUAUUCGCCCAACCCCGCCUUUUUAACACCUUUACCAACCAUGUAAAAAAACUACUUUGGUGGCCGAUUCCAAACGUUGAAGUAUGCGACGUUGACUGUGCUCGACAUGGCAACACCUCACGUAAGAUAAACCUUAGACAGAACGAGUCGUUGUCUCUUAUAAUUUACAAAAGGGUGACUGACCGCAUUUUUCCACAGAAAACCGUACGGGAAGGCGCAGUAGACAGCGUAAGAGGAGUCGAAAACGUGAUUGAAUUGUACAAGGACCCUGAAUAUGGUAAUGACUGAAUACACGAGCAAUUAGGGUUAUCACAAGACUAUAUGGGCUGUUUUUUUUUUCUUGACUCAGGGAGGAGUUUCGAGUAACGAGUGACCGUUUAGACAAUCAUAGUGCAAGGAGGAGAUCUGAAUUGUUCAAAACUUAAGCUGUUUUCCUUUUCCAAUUCAUUUUUUCGCUCUUUGACAAUAACAUUAAGAGAUCUUAAAAACAAAAGCAUCAGUUCCAAGGGUGCUAUCUUCAUUUGCAUUUUUAUUUAGAUUUUACUUCCAUUGUAUUUAAUCCGUUUGUGUUACUUUAAAAAAAAGCAUAGACAAAGCUUAAAGAUUCUUAUAAUUUUCAAUGCAUCUUAAAGGGAAGGCUAAACAGCAGAAUACCCUGCCACUCAUUUACAUGUCAUUAAGCAAGAAUAGCGUCUAUUGUGUUAUGCCUCGUUCUUGAAAGCCUCACGACACAUGUACAUGAGGUGGACCAAAGUGGCAGGGUAUUCUGCAGUUACUACCAAGGGACUGACACACAAAUCACUGUAUCAUGAAAGUAUUCUCAGAGAAAGAUUUCGGGUGAAACCAUGUUCAAAAAUUUAAUUGCAUUUGUGGCUUCACUCCUUCCCAGGCCUUGGGUUCAAUAUCAGAGGAGGCAGUGACGCUAAUUACAUGCGUGGCCAUCCGGGAAUCUUUGUAACGUCAAUCAAACCAGGAGGCUCCGCUGAUCGGGACAGUCGGCUAAAAAUCGGAGACAGACUCCUUGAGGUACAUUUGAAUUGCUAAAAAUAAAUUUUCUUAAUUCCGUUCACGAUGGACCACAUUGAAUGUAGAUCGCAGGUUCCGAUUGUAUACCGCUGACGACUUUAUCAGGCGAUCAAGGUCACUGUUCAUGCGCAAAACGCCCAAGACCACCCACAUCUGAUGUUUCUGAGUUGGACAUGAGCAAAUGGCGGUGAGGGAUGAACGCUUUCACCAGUGUAUUUGCUUCCCCAUACCCACCUAUACUCCCAGAAACAUUUGUUGGGACACCUACUGCCUCCCCUCCCUCUCAAUGUUGGUCCGCAAGAUGGCAUAGACACAUUAGUAAUUAACAACAUUGGAAGGGGGAGAGGGGUGAAUUAACAUCUUGGAGGUUGCUCUGGAGAAGUGUCCCAACUUAUUAUGUCUGGGAGUGUAGGUUUCAAAUCAUAUAAAAGCAACAAAAAUGUUCUGAAGUAAUUGUCUUUUCACCUUCAGAUAAAUGGCGUGGACGUUCGCUCUGUUCCUCAAGAUGCUGCAGUUCAACUUGUUCAAAGAUCCGUUGACAAAGUUACUCUAUUGGUUGAAAAGGACGCAGAGCAGCUGUUUAAAAACUCUGAGUUUUACAGUUUGGUAAGAGCUUAAGGUCUCAAUUUGUAGUUACAAUUUCCGAAGUAUAGCAUUCUGAGUUGAAGUAAACGUAAUGAGUUAUGAAUAAAAGCUGUUCACGCCUUUGUCAAUAAACACCCAAGGUAAUGUAAGGACUUCCUUAGUUGUCUGUUGUACCUUUGUCCCGCCUAUAAGAAUUAAAGUACUUCAUCGUGUGAGUUAACCAUAAGGAUUUGGUUCGACUGAUUUUAUAUGAACCCAUAUUUGUAGAGUGAUUUUGAUGAGAUCGAUAUGAGUGGAGAGGCAGGCUGUUUCUUCAGAGAUCAGAAAAGGAGAAUAGGUGAGUCUGUACAGACACUCUUAAAAAUCACUUUGCCACAGGAGAACCUUGUUCUUAUUUUACCCCAGAUAAGGAAUUUUAUAGUUUAUUGGGUAAAGUGUUACUAGUAUCUCACCGGUUUUCUUCGCCUCCUGCCUAGACUUUGUCCUGGCUUACGAAGAGUUCGAUAAUGAACCUGCUUCGAAAGAAACCCUACGAUACAGAAGGAGGUACAUGAAAAACCUGCAGAAAUCUCAGCUGGAGUUCGAAGAGGUUUGACCGUUUUCUCGAUAUGUGAAUUAUCGUCUUGUUCCGCAAUCCACACUUGUUGAGAUGUGCUACUGAUUAUUUUGAAAGAUAGAUAAUACUUUUAUCAUAUUACAAUUUCUUUCCUCUCUGCACCACAGAGAGAUACUUAAGAGUUGAUAACUAAGGCUUCUGUUUGGCUCCUAUCACGUAAUUCAUGACAGUCGACCUGCAAGACAAACUACUUAUCAUUUGCCACCCUCUGCCUCUCUCCACAAAAUGAUCCCUGUCUCUAAGACUAUCAGACUAAUAGCAUACCUAAUCCGCGGUUCUAGGAACAAUCCCCAACGAAGAAAGGACACCUUCACUUCAUCAAAGUUCACGUUCCGUGGGAAGUCAUGUUAUUCUACGCCGAAGAGCUGAAUUUUAAAGGUCCACUGAAGGUACAGAGGGCUAGAGUUCAUGAUAGUGUUCGUUGGGCCGAGGGAGCCUUAAUUCAAACCAAAAAUCAUGAUUGGAAAUCGCUCUGACGAAGGGCUAACGCUCGAAGCGUCAGCUUUUUUACCCUUUACGGUGGCUAAUUUACGUUUUCAACUCAGUUGUUAACACUAAAUUACCUGCUAUACUCUCCCACCGACGCAGCACCACAGUUUCUUUAGAAACUUACCCCUUUAUUCAAAAAUCAUACAUAUUUGUGGUAGGAAUUUAUCCCCUGCGACACUCUCUCUGUGAGAGGAGCAAUGAAGGUCAGCCUUCCAUACACCCGGAAAUGAUUGCUGACCCGGACAAAAGAGUUGCGCGCAUUUAACUGCAUACUAGUUUUUGAGAAGCACGUUCGCAAGAGGUAAGGAGUCAAAAUGUUUCUUUUUUACCACCGUACUAACUGAUUCUCUCCCCUCAAAUCGUCUUUCAAUUCAAAGGCGAGAACAGAAGAAAAGAUCAACUGGUCAGAGCGGAUAUUGAAGAAAUUUCAUUUGCCAAAUAUAUUCAAGGAUGAUGUCCCAGAUCAACCCCCAAAUUACUUUACAGCCACCUUUCAAGCCAGUAAACUGCAGAGGUAACUAAAAAACGUCAUGAAAUGUUUUGCAUGAAAUAACAUCUUGAGAAAAACACUUAAAUACGAUAGGCGAACAUAUGAACACUCUGAUUAAUACCAAAAAAGAUUACUCUCCGGUCAAGGGCUAGUUGUUUCACAUCCUUAAACGUAUACAAUGUUUCUACUCCGAAAUUUAUGGAUGUAAAUAAAACUGAGUAUCCCUCGCAUCUUAUUCUUUGUCUUUUCUUUGUGUCGAGUCUGAGUGCUUUAAAUUUUUCUUCCCCUGCAGAUUUGUAGGAAGCGACAACCCAGAAACGUACUUUAAGGACACGGAACGAACAAGAGUAGUGAGUUUUUGUUGUAUUCUUGUGUUAUUAAAGUUAUCUCACUCUGAAAAAAUAAAAAAUUAAUAGAUCCUUUUGCAUAUUUUCUUGCUCGUGUAAACGGUUUUUUUUCUUCCAGGCAAAUGAGAUCCUCGAAACAGCUGUGUACGGAAGCCGCAACAAAGGAGAAAUAGGUAACGGAUCGAUUUUACUUGAACAAGGGAUGACAACAAAAGAGGACUUGGCGCUAAUGAAAGGCACAGAUCGAGCGCUAACGAGAAAUUAGGAUGAAAAAAGCACUCAGAACAUUUCCCACUAAGCAGGCAUUGAAGAUAUUAAAUCAGUACAAUCAUAACUGCACAAAAUAUCGAUCAUUGCUUAUCCUAAUAAUAAACAGAACCUUUCCUGACUAGGAGUAAACCAAACAUUCCUAGCCAUAGAUUGCCACGUGCUAUUUUCUUUCCCAGUCGAGAGGCAAAAUGACUUUAACAAUCUUAAUUGAGCGGCCACAUUUUAACAGGGCUCUUUAACAUUUAAGGCUAGUGAACAUCUUCAAACGGUAAAAAAAUUAGUUUUUCUCUAAUUGAUGGGAAAGAGUUCGGAACUCGAUAGUAUUAGGGUCUUCAAUGCAGAGUCGGAUCUUUCUUAUUCCACUCACCGUAAUGACAAAUACCUAACAUGUUUUAGUGUAGCACCAUUGCAGGGAUUGGCCAGAGCAUGAAGUACCUUUCUUGUUAAACUAGGUUGAAUAACGAAGAGUGGAUAAUGUUUUUUUUUUUGUUCAGGUAUUAGUCGACUCGUGGAGGAAGGAGUAUUUACAGCAGCGUAUCCUCUUCAUGUGGUGAGCGUGGUAGCAUAGGAAAUGACAGAUGAAGUGGCUUUUAAGUUCAUGUAACUCAGUUGUCAUACACAUAUAGUGAUGAAGACCACGAGAUGAAACCAAUUUUAAAUUACCUAAUCAAUCUCGUCUGCCCACUGUAGCACAGUGACCCAAACACUACCAAAUUUGUUCAUCAAUAUCCACAGAAUUGAAUCUGCAGCACGGAAAAUAGAUCUGAAAUUUAAUCAAUGAACUUUCCAGACUUCCCGCUCGUUCAGUAUAUGGCCCAAACUGCAGCCACUCUCUUUUGACAUGUUAUCUAAUUACUCACAGGGCCCAGCAGAGCUGCCUUCAGAUUGGAAUAAGGCACCAGAUGGACCAGAGGAGAGAAGACUAAGUCAGAGACAGGUAAGCUAUAUCUAAAUAAAACCUCGGAACUCUACCCAGCAUCUGCUUGAUACUCAACUGGCAUAGAAAAUCACACGAAAGCGAUUCAUUGUCAAACCUCGAUAGACCGGAGUGAGUAAUUGGCAAUCCUUCGAAUACAGGCAGAGCUGUCUGUUCAUCUUAAAGCGAGUAUGAAAGUCUGGUACGUGUGCCGGCCCGCUUUAUAAAAGCUUUACAGUAACUUAGACAGCCAUGUUGUUCAAGAUCAUGAUGACAAAUCUUUUGGCCGCGGGUUCUAAAACUCAAGCAAGGUUGGCACGGCAGUGUAAUCAAAAUUCUGUAAGUCAAACGAAUGUAUGCGACCUCAAAUCACGAGAACAAGAUCAAAGGUAAUACCUUUUUUUUUCAGAUCUUCGUCAUCUUUUUUUUAAACUCUCUUCGAGUCUUUCCAAAAUGACAGAGCAACUUCACAUAAGUCAUAUUUUUUUUUGUGUCAGAUACUUAAAGAAUACUGGGCACGAUGGGGAAAGUGGCUGAAAUAUCAACCACUUGAUCACGUCAGAGAAUACUUUGGAGAGAAGAUCGGCAUUUACUUCGGUUGGCUUGGUAAGUAAUGACUUCUUAACAUCGUGUUGAUCAUUUUAUCGCCAAAAACUGAAAAACGUUCUCAUUUACCAAAUUUUUUCACACGUGUACUUCAACCCAUCUAAAUUUUGCUCCUUAUCUAGCUAGCUGUCCAUAACCAUUUUAUAUUGCACCCGCUUCCCUGGCUCACUAUUUACCUCCUACAUGUACCAUCUUUGGCUGUCCCCUAUCACACUUCCCUCCCUCUCUUUCCCCUCCAACCACCGGACAGCCCCCAGUGUUACCCACAACUACAACAUGUAACCCACCUAUACGAUGGUCACCCCCAUCUUUUUUUUUUUUUUUUUUUUUGUUUUUUUUAAUCCACAUGCUUUACAUUUCUAACAGGGCAAUACACAGCAUGGCUGAUACCACCCUCCUUUGUUGGGCUACUUGUUUUCCUUUACGGUUAUCUGACAAUAGAUAGUAGUCAGAACACGGCGUAAGUAGGAAAGGAUUAGCAAUGCUAGCCACCAUAAAUCACAAGCAAUAUAUAACUUCUUACUUACCAUGGCCAUUUUCUAAGGUCUUAGAUGAAAGUUCUUCCUCUUCUUUUUAAAAUAAUCCGACCCCACUGCCACUCUCUGAAAUCUCAAAUUUACAAACUGUUUUGCCUCGUUACUAAUUUAAUUUAAUGACCACAACAAGAAUAAGUUUAAAAAAAUCUCCUAUGUUCAGUGAUUGCCGAGCAAACCGAGUUUACUUAGGGUUGCACAUGUUUCAAUAAUUGAAUAUUUCCAUCUUUUGUGUCCUUUACCGUGACCCCUUAUUAGGUGUUUUGCGAUGAAAAAUACUUCUUUUAGGGUUUUUGUUAUUUUCUGAGUGAUUUUACCUUUCAGUUAAUAAAUCGUUAAUAAAUUUUAAAACGUGCUUCACAGGCUUGAGAUCUGUAACAGCGCGAACUGGACAUUUGUAAUGUGUCCACUGUGUGAAGAAGAACUGGGCUGCAAAGCGUGGGACUUGAAAUCAAGUUGCUCCCGAGCGAGGGUAAGAGGGGGUUUUUGUAUCAAAUGCAUAUCGUAGCGUUACUGAAAGACUAGAUUUAUGGUCUCUAAAUAUUGGUAACCUUGUGGUAACCUUUUGGCGCGAUGCCCGGAAUACUGAAAGGGUUAGACUUCGAAAAUUUCUACAUGCAAAAAAAGGUCGUAUUUACGACACAAAGGUCGGCACAAACAAUCAAGCUGUUUUGUUACUUCUGUUAUUGUUGUGUUUUGAUUGACUUUUUAAGUCUUCCGGCCCCAUUUUGCAAUUGAGCGGCAUUCGUGGAAAGUUUUUGAACGCGAUCGGAGCAUUCUGAGUUAAUCCUCUACCAACCAGUGAGUAUAAUGGAGAGAUAUAUGCUUCAAUUAUCGAUGAGUUAUUUAUUUAUAAUUCGUUUUCUUUUUCAAGACAUCGUACUUAUUUGAUAAUCCAGCCACAGUGGGUUAUGCCCUUUUCGUUGCUUUCUGGGGUAAGUUCAUUUUUUCGUUAGUAUACAUUAUUUAUUAUAACAUAAAUGUAAUAAAAUUACUUAAAGACCUGUAAUAUACACAAACAGCAGCAAACCAUUAUAAUAAUUAUAAAUUUUUUAGCCAGUGACUAAAGGACACACAUUGUCAGUUAAGUGUGUGUGAACGCUCACUUUCUUACAGCUGUGUUUUUCCUGGAGUACUGGAAACGAAAGGAAAUCACUUUGGCCUAUCAAUGGGAUGUGCUGGGCUUCGAAGAAGAAGAGGUACUUUAUAUGAGGCUGAAUGAUUUUUUACGUAUUCGAUAAUGUGUUUGAAAAACCAUUUGUCUAAUUUUGUUACAUGGAAUGUGAAAACCCUAAAUAAAAUGGAUCAGAGAAGCUCAACGGCUAUCUUACCAAGAAUAAUUAAUGAGAUGCUAUUUUUGAACAACUAGCAAUCAGCCUUACGUUUAGGACUAUCUUUUAUCAUGCUUUCAAACAUGUUUGACUGUUUUAUCUUUUUCUAGGAAAGACCUCGACCCACCUUUGCAGCAUUAGCUCCAGCUGUGGAGAGGAAUCCUGUAACAGGGCUUUUAGAACCACACUUUCCCGAAGAAAAGCGAUUCCCAAGAAUCGUUUCAGGAAUUGCUAUUGUUAUCUGUAUGGUAAGAAAACAAGAGAAAAAGAGUAAGAUGAAACCCUUUGAGACAAAUUCCAGAUGAAAAGGAAGUUUUCAUUGAGCCAUUGAAUUCAGUGACAAGCUGCUCAUAAUCAAACUCUUCAUUAAAUUGAUUGCUAUCAUUGAAUUCAAAGGAAGUCGUGGUCGUAAUUCUAAAAAUCAGCCCAGCGCCACUCACUUAACCGAAAUAAAAUUACUCGUCCAAUUUCUCUCCGAGGUUCUUCUCUGAGUCUUUUUACCUUUACUCAAAGGCGAAUCUAGUGAGUGAAGUAAUGUGUCACCUCUUGGACUGAACCAGAUGGUUCCAAACGUCGUUGACUUUUUUCAGAAAAUGCCAAAAAAUAUCAAAUGUACAAGAAACCAAGUUCGCUUACUUGGAUAGUUUAGAGAUCUACCCACUCCUAAUUCCACUACCCGCACUUAAAAGAUGAUACGUGUUCCGACAGGUUUCCCUCGUGGUAUUGUUCAUGGUCGGAGUUAUCGUAUACAAGCUGCUUGUGAUUCAUCCACUCUACGAAAACCCAAACUUUCAGGAGUAUGCUUCAACUAUUGUAUCUGUGACAGGCUCAAUCAUGAAUCUUAUCAUCAUAAUGAUACUGAGCAAGGUAAGAAAAACAGGGAAAAUGAGUCUUUCUAAUUAUUCAACCUUUCUACGAAAUGCGUUUCAUUUACUUUUUCAUGUGAAGUGGUUAUUUAAAAGACGUCUUUCUUGCUAGUUUUGUACACAGUAAACGUUUAGGAACUACACAAUAAAACGCUUUUAACUAAGUCGUAAAAACAAAACCAGAGUAAUAAAAUCUGCCAAUCACAAAAAAGGCACUUGUCACAACAACCAAUAAGAACUCAAAUGAACAAAAACGUAAAUAGCUUCAAGCACGGGAAAAUGUGAGAGAGCAAGUCACAAAUAGUUUGUUUCUACAUCGGAUUGGUUGCAAGGAUGGCGCGACCUUUCUGGACCAGUUAUAAUGCAUGGUAAGCUAAUGCGGGUGCAUCAUUUAAAACCAUUAUAAUCAAAAUUGUCAAGCAGAGUAAGAUAAAAAACCUUAAAGACCCAAUCAGGACUCAACGCAGAGACAAGCAAAUUGCGUAAAGCGCGGGAAAACGCUGGUGAACAAGUCGUAGUUGGUUUUAAAUUGGCAUCUGAUUGAUUGAGAGAGUGGCGCGAGUUUUCUUGACCAAUCACAGAGAGAAGCUAGUAAAACCAAUGCAAUUUAAUUUACUUUCGACACUCAUUUGAAAACUACACGAAAUAGAUUGCUGAAUAUUAAGAGUUUCUGUAGAAGUGCUCAACGAUUGACGACUAGAAAUGUAGUAACUGAAAAGAAAACCUUACUUGAACAUAAAUAAUAUUUUUUUUCACAAAGGUCUAUGAAAAGUUAGCCUACGUUUUAAACCAUUGGGGUGAGUUUUCUUUCCUGAAUUUUAAUAUAUUUGAUAUUUUAUAUAUACCACAGUUCACCGGUUGAAUGAGUACACUCCACGUGUCAAACUCAAAGUUAGUUGAAAUCACUCUGCAGGUGUUUAGCUGCAGGGAAGAGAAUGCAAUGUUUAACUUCAUAUGAAGAGUGGAUGGAAUAACAAAUAUAUCAGUUCUAUCUGCCCUAAGCAUCUGAACCCUAAGAAAAAUGCUAAUUAAUGGAAAAUAAGUUAUAAGUACCAGCAACUGGCGAAGCAACUUGGACUACGGUUAUUUGAGGUUAGCGAGCCGCCUCGGGUUGCGGUAACUCGGAUUGACUCAAGCUCUGAUUUGGCUCCAAAAUAAGUUGACUAUUUUUUCUUCUUUUCCAGAGAUGCAUCGCACGCAAACGGAAUACGAAGAUAACUUAACAUUCAAAGUGUUCGUGUUCCAGUUUAUGAACUUCUUCGCUUCCAUCUUCUACAUAGCUUUUUUCAAGGGAAAGUAAGUUGCUAACUCAGAUGCCCUUCAUCUUGCUUCAUUUUCAUUUUUAUUUUAAUUCCUCGAAUACACGAAAUAUAUGAAACACUUAAUGCUUACUUCUUUUGCUACUCUUUUCUUUUUAGACUUGUUGGUUAUCCAGGAAAUUAUACAAAGAUAUUUGGCCUUAGGACAGAGCAAGUAAGAUCAAAGAGCAUCCCUCAACAACCAAUCAUAUGAUAAGCUACACGAUACAUGCUCUGAUUUUGAUUGGCUCUUGCCCAUGAUCUAUUAAAGAACAGACCCAUAGAUGACGUCACCAUUAACAACAUUAAGUUUUAUUAUCAUACAAAACGAAUAAAUUCUAUGUUGCCGUCGGUCUGUGCAGUAAUAGAUCUCAGAGGAUGUCAAAAUAUGGUAAGAACAUCGAUGACACUCGGCUGCGCCUAGAGGCUCCCCAUUUUUUUGUUUUUACAAAAUUUUGACGUCAUCUGUGAUCUAUUACUGGAAAGAAUCACUGUAACAUGGAAUCUAUAAGUUGCAUAGUGAGCUGUAAAGAGAAGUUGUUAACAAAGGUGACAAAAAUCGAAAGCAAAGAUGAUGGUGCUGUAGCAAAGGUUGGGGGCUCACUGAACGUGCAAAAUCUUGUGGCUUUUGUGUUAAGCAUGUAACUGAAUGUCUCUCUGGUUACUGUACACUGUGCUGGUUCCGGACUGAAAUCCCUGACAAAAACAUGUAACGAAAUGUCUUGGGCUUCAUAAAUAUUGUAAAUAACCGUUAUAAGUGAAAAGAACUUGAACCGUUAAGUUUGCCUAAAUGACCAACUUUGUAUGGUAGAAGACCGCAUGAAAAAAUCAAACAUACGAUAGUUCCCUGUUACUUCUCGUAUUUAUUUGAAACAUGUCUUAAUUUGAGGUGAGGGAGCAAUUUUAUUGAGUUAAAACUAGUCUGAAGUACUUUGUCAUCUUGCAUUUACAGUGCAGUCCCGGUGGAUGUCUGAUGGAGUUGGCUCAACAGCUGUCAGUUAUCAUGAUUGGCAAGCAAGUCAUCGGCAAUGUACAGGAAGUCCUUGUGCCGUAAGUUUUCAGCUGAACACAAAUUGGUUGAGCUUAUUCAAUGCUUAAUCGUUUCUAUCCCAUUGUUAACAUCAUUAUACCCAUUUAUUUAUUCCAUUUUCCUUUGGCUCAGUGAAAUAAAAAAGUUCAUGAAGAAGAGAAAAAUGGGAGUGACCGGAAAUGAGGUGAAGCCGCGCUGGGAACUGGAUUAUGAUUUACUGGAAAACGAAGGCUUGUUUGGAGAAUACCUGGAAAUGGGUAAGGCCAGAAACCUUUUGGUUGUUGAACGAUCUUCAAAUGCGGACAAGAGUCUAGUAUGAAAAUUUACUAUCAGUGAAUUUGAUUGGUCUAUUUGUGGACUACUGUCUGUAUUGUUUUAGAUCCUAAUAACUGUGGUUUCAAUAGGUAGAUCUCGACCAAUAUAGAUGCAAAUCUGAUUUACCAGGCUAUGACCGUUUUCAAUCACUUUGUAUUCAUUUUGAUCGUUAAAUAGCAAUAAAGCAAGGUAAAUCGGGUUUAUGAAACCAGCAAAGAAACAUUUGAUGAAACCAGCAAACAAACGUAAUUUUUUUUUCACUUAUUUUUUCCAGUCAUCCAGUUUGGUUUCGUUACAAUCUUUGUGGCUGCCUUUCCUCUGGCUCCGUUCUUCGCUCUCGCCAACAACAUCUUUGAGAUUCGCAUUGACUCAGACAAGAUGGUGUGCGAUUUGCGGCGUCCUGUGGCACAUAGAGCACAGGACAUUGGAAUCUGGUUCAGUAUGUUAUCAGCGAUAGCGAAAAUGGCUGUCAUCAGUAAUGUAAGUACAGUUGCAAUGGUUGUAGUAGAUCAAUAAUGCGUGCAGUGACUUAUCAUGACCGGAAGUAACAGUGGAGCUAAAAAACAUUCUAAAUACAAGCAUCCUAGUAAAUCACGUUUUUAAUUUGCAGAAAAACUCAAAAGAACUCAAAAACAAAUAACUCUGAAAAGUCAUGCUUGUUUCACGCUUUAGGCGAGUGAAGAACCUACUUCCUAGAGAAUUAUACGUUCGGAGAUAUUGAAGUGUUUGUAAUGAGAUUACAAUAAACCAGUUACUCUUGUUUAAUCUAAACUAGAUUAAAUAGUUAAACAACAGAAUGAUUAUUUGAUAGAAAAGAGUUAGAAUGCUAAGGCAUAAUACUUCUUGUUUCUCUUUACUUUUUCAAAGGCUUUCCUUAUAGCAUUCACCUCGCAAUUUUUGCCAAAAUUGUUGUACAGAGCUUCUAUAUCACCAGAUGGCUCCCUUCACGGCUACACUAACUACAGCCUUGCCUGGGCGCCACCCAACUCUACAUCAGUACCCUGCAGGUAACCACAUACCCUAAAUUUUUCAUAAAUUUUUAACAAGAUACAGUAGAAGAAAAAGUCAACCACAGGUCCCUAACGGCCAAGAGAUGCUUAUCAUGUCCACCACAAAACGUGAUGAAAAUUCUGGUCGGCAUGUACUGGUUGAUAUGUACUACAAUCUCUUUCUCAAAGAAAAAGUCACCAGGAACACAUCAAAACUAAACCCAAGCAAACCAAUCCAAACGUGUUAAGAGCAUGAUAUUUAUCAAAUGACCGGAAAGUGUUCACUACAUAGAGACCAGAUCUCGGCUAAACAGCCUGUCUGUUACAAUUUCUGGACGUUAAAAUGACAAGUUAUAAGCCGUAGUAAGUUUUGGACGUUGGCACCAUCAGAUCGUUCUGAAAUCCACAGCGAAAUGAAUGUCACAUGGUCACCAAAACGAUCUUCUACUUAUUGUACAAAGUAUUCGAGGAAGAUUUUCCAAUCCUUGAACAGAUCCUUCCUCUGCGCUAUGACUUACGCUAAAAUAUUUCGUUUAAUUUUUGGAAAGAACAAGGGAUUCUCUUGGUCGUUUGGAAGCACCUGAAACUAAAAUACACGUGAUAAUUCACGUUUAUUAUCAUACACACGACAUACACGUAAUACACGCAAUGCUUAAUGACCGACUGGGAGCGCCGCUCAGAGAAGCAUUGGCUCGAGGUAAUAACCGAGAGCCAUAAUUUUCCCGUCUGCUUCGACCUACUAUAAGUCAGUCAAUAAGAGCCACUCUUUCUCUUUCUGCUUUCUCGCACCUUGUAUCCUUCAUCACGCGGGGCCGUAGCCUUUUCCCAGCCCUGCUUGCGCUAUUGCAUGCGGCCCUCAUCCGGGGAUCUGUUCACAUUGGUAUUCAGUGAAGGCGUUGGGGCCGAAGUUGUUGUAUGAUAAAGGAAGUGAGUGAUUAGUUUCAAACGAGAAAAAAAUGAUGGGUCAUCAUAGUCGUUGGCAACUCCAUUCGCAAUGUUUUAAUGUUCAUCCCAAUUUCGUCUAAAAUUCGCCGCAGCUCCGUUUUCUUACUUGGCAUGAUCUUGUUCAUAAGAAUCCGCAAAUUUAACUCGAUAAAUAAAAAAGCGACUCAAACCGAACAUGGUAUGAAAUCUAAGGAAACUAUAUUUAAGACAAACAUCAGCCAUAAGAAUUGCUCGAGGCUAAACCGUUAUUGUGCUAUUUAUUGAGAAAAACAUUCGUACCUUUCAAGACAUUUUCUGUUUGAAAGCUUUUAAUCGUAAUCCGAAUAAUGGAUCAUUCAAACAUGGGAGGCGAAUACCAUAAUGAAGAAAAUAUUGUGGACACAAGUCUGCCUUCGGAGCUGCAACCCAAACGUUCCUACAACAUCUAUUGUGCACGAUAUAUAUUACUAGCGCAUACUCCUGAGUUCCUUGAAAAUAUUGUCUUACGUUAGAGGGUGAUUUGUCAAAUAUUUAUCGGGAAUGUUACGUAAAUUGCAAGCUUUGAUCUUGAAAAAUAAAACUUUAACAGGAUUCACCAAGUCUUAAUGGUUGGUUAAAUUCAAUCAUAAAUAUUUCAUAACAUCGAUCUGCAAAAGUCGAAUUAAUUUAUUGGAUCCUGUCGCGUCUUUUAAUAACUCUACCAUAUCUCCACAGGUAUAUCGAAUUUAAUAAUCCUGAUGGUAGUCCGAGCAAAUUUUAUUGGCAUUUGGUGACAUUAAAGCUGGGGUUUGUUAUUUUAUUCGAGGUGAGUUGAACUAAUUAAUCACCAAGAGAUUGCAACUUCUAAUUAUUUUGAUGUUUCAACCCUCGGGCUUCAUUCCAAGUGUGUAUCUUUGCACGUUUACUCCAAGAUGUUCCCUUCGUGUCCAUUGCUUGAGAACGCUUUUCUCAUGAACAAGGGGGAGCGUGUUCCGAACGCUCAAAUCUUCAAACUCAUGAAAACGAAACUGUUUACGAGAAAAGGAACGAAUCUGUCCCCACAAAUCACACACGCAGGUUACAAAUAGCAGCCAAGUUACACUUUCUGUAACUUUCUCGAACGUCCUUCCGAUAUAAAAUGAUUUUCGUUUGAUUACUGGACUUUACAUCAGUCAUAGUAGGUAGGGAAGUGGGUUGAACCAAUGACCAGCGCCCUGCACCCUGCGUCAAGCAUUUCGUGCCAAGUGCAGGCUUCAGUCAUUUUCCGAGCUAAAAAAAAAUCGGUCAGCAGGCAAGGAGCUGACAGCGGAAGGCCUGAAUUAUUUUCUUAUUUCCCCUUCGCCGGCCCUUUAUCCUCUGAUCAAGGCUUAAAAGAACUUAAGAGGCCAUGUGUUACGUUCUCGAACUGGGCAUUUCAAACAAUGACUCUACCCCAAAGAGAAUCUCGCAAAUAAGCUAGGUGGAAUUCCUGUGAUGACCAAACACCCCAACCAAGGAUAGAAGCAAUUUCACAUGGUGUACUGCCCUGAUACCGCGCGAAAAACUAAGGUUGGAGUAGGUCGCUGGAUUAGUUUUCGCUUCCUUUUACCGAAACUCUAUUUCUGUCUCUUUUCCGACAGCAUUUUGUGUUCUCCGUAUCGUGGCUCAUUGACAUGCUUGUACCUGAUAUACCAGCUGGCCUGGACCAAGCCAUUAAAAGAGAAGCGUACCAGGCUAAGCAGAUCAUGUCUGACAAUCACGGACUCAUGGGAGGAUUGCCUUCUUCUGAUGACUACAUGCUGGAACUUGAAACAUGACACUACCAUCAUAGGCUCUUUUAAAUUUCGCCUGCUUUACGCAACGCAAUGCAUAACCAGUUCAAUAAAUUAAUACAACGUACAAACAAAUCAAAUACGUUUCGCUCAAGUAAUAUUUAUUCUCAGGAGG